This is a messenger RNA of Closterium sp. NIES-65, 1218 nucleotides long. The record is from the annotation of a GenBank genome assembly. Lineage: Eukaryota; Viridiplantae; Streptophyta; Zygnematophyceae; Desmidiales; Closteriaceae.
AUGGGGGACAAGGGCGCGACGCGGGGGUUCAUAACGACGAUCGCGCAGGGGCUGCCCGGGAAGUGGUUCCUGGUGGUGUCCACGGCGUCGCUCUCGUCCGGCGCCAUCUCGCCCUCCUUCCUCUCCUGGAACGAGUUCCAAGAGUGGUGGUGGCCACAGCAACAUCAAAUCGUGGCAGUGGGUUACGGCUGCAACGUGUGGCGCGCAGCGUACGCAUCGCACGUGUUCGCGCUGCAGACGUGCAACUUCUUCUCGUCCUUCGACGCGGCGUCCAAGUACAUCGUGCGCCAGUCCGAGCAGGGGCUGCGCGUGACGGCGCUGGCGCAGGGCGCGGGGCAGUGGUUCGUGGUCAUGAGCAAGGGCGGCGCCAUGCCCGCGCUCUCGCAGGGGCUCGUCUGCUCCACGAGCCUCGCGGAUUUCAUCCGCACGUUCCAGCGGGGAUUCGAGGAGCACGAUCGUGUGCCAACGUGUCUCGUGUAUGGGGACGGCCGAUGGGUGGGUGUAUGGAGUGCAGUCAGGGAGGGCGUAGUGGCAGGCGCUGGCACAAGCGGCGGCAGCAGCAGCGUGAGCAGCGGAGGCAGCAGUCUGACCUCCCUUCACCACAACAGCAGCAGCAGCACCAGCAGCGGCAGCAGCAUCACCAGCGUGUUUGGCAGCAUGGGAUUCGGUUCCGGCAGUGCCUCAACCAGCAGUGGCAACAGCGGCAAUGGGCAUGUGCAUGGGAGCAGCAUCACGCCUACUCCACACGUGGUUACCAGUAGCAACACCAGCAGCAGUAGCAGCAGCAGUGGUGGUGGUGGUGGUGGUAGUGGCGUUGGUGGUAGCGCCGGGCAGCAGAGCAGGGCGCUGAAGUUUGUGGUGGUGAAGCAGUCCUCUGAUAACGCCCUCGUGCUGAAUGCUCUAGAGGAUUCUUACUCCAUACUGGCUGUUGCGUCAUCGCCGACAGCCACUCUUGUGGCCCUGAUCAAGCCGGCGCUAUACCGCAGUCAAGUCGCAUACCACUGUGACGGCUCAGGCUCCUCCAACGGGUGGAUCGUGAACAACAUCAGCGACCGCACGCCUUGCUGGUACUCGCAGCUCACACUCGACUCGCCCGCACACCGCCAGGAGUUUGCUCUGCACCGCACUGUCCUCGCGUCCUCCUCUGCUGCUCUCUUCCGCCGCCCCACACCCCCGGCUCCCUCAGCUCAAACCCCGUCUCUUGGAACGGUCGAGUAA